Molecule: messenger RNA, 854 nt
Organism: Oncorhynchus kisutch (coho salmon)
Lineage: Eukaryota; Metazoa; Chordata; Actinopteri; Salmoniformes; Salmonidae
Product: multiple coagulation factor deficiency protein 2 homolog
Exons: 4
Coding region: 158-643 (161 amino acids)
Molecular function (GO): calcium ion binding
Source: RefSeq, a predicted model, not a curated record
AGCUGUCGUGUCCAUGGGUUGAAAGGUGACUACGGCUCACAGCAAUGCCCAAAAAGGGUGAAGAUAGUUAAAAUACAAAUAGCUAAAGUGAACGGUUCCACGUCUGUUUUUCAGCUGAUGGAGCUCUCUUUCUCUCUCAGCUAGCUGCUCUUUCUGGAUGUCUGUAGUUACUGUACAGCCCAGAAUGGUGUUAAGAGUAAGUGGCAGGAGGAGCGUUGUGUGGGGCUGGCUACUCCUGGUCUCCUGCUUUCUGCUGUCUGUCUGUUCACAUGAGCAGGCAGCCCAAGAACACCCACCGGAGAUUCACCAUCCAAACAUGCACCUGGACAAGAACAUGGUCCAUGACAGAGAACACAUCAUGGAGCAUCUGGAAGGUGUGAUUGACAAGCCUGAGUCAGAUAUGUUGCCACAGGAGCUGCAGUUGCACUACUUUAAGAUGCAUGACUAUGAUGGCAACAACUUACUGGAUGGGCUGGAGUUGGCCACAGCCAUCACUCAUGUACACAAAGAGGAAAGAGGAGAGGAAAGCCAGCCUAUGAAAGAGGAAGACCUCAUAAGCCUUAUAGAUGACGUUCUAAGGGACGAUGACAAAAACAACGAUGGGUACAUAGACUACGCCGAGUUUGCCAAGUCCCUGGAGUAGAGGAGAGACGCUGCCUAACUGCUGAGACCUAACUGCUGAGACCUAUCUCUCAGUGCACUGCACAUAACCACGCCACUUUCCAUCUCAAAGCAAAAUCUCUUGUUUAUUUACCUGAGCCAGUGUACAUGUCUCAUGCUCUCUGUGGUGCUAUUACUAUCCUUUAUCCAUCCAGACAGCAUACCAGGGGUGGACAAACUUUUUGGCUCGAGGU